GCAAAAUCGAGUACGCAAACGGAUGGAAAGGCUACUUGCACAUUUCAACCGAAUUAUGCCUUUGAGGUUCCUGGAUGGUACACUGGACACCAAAGCCAAGUGUGAGCUUCUGGAGGAUUUAAAUACUUCUAAAGUGGCAUGUGAAUGUGAAUGUCAUGGAAGGUCAAGCUUGGCAACGGUGGAAACUUCUGUGGACAUGGAGGAGGAUAAGAAUGAGCCAGAACAAUUUAUGCAUUACUUGUCUGAUGCAAUUGAUAAGGCUGUGCAGGCAUGCAUUGAAAGUGAGAUGUUUUCUGCCAAUCUUCAAUUACCUAAAGCUUCUGUCAAAGGAGUCUCCCCAACCAAGAAGAAGAAGCUAGUCAAAGGAUUGGAAAAUCUCUCGUAUACCAGUAACAUUGCUUUCCAGUUGGCUGCCACUUUAAGGCGUGCACGGUCAGAAAAAGAGGAUGAAAGACAGUCAAAGUUCUCUGGAAACUCGGCAGUAGGCCAGCUGCCUUCUGAGUUGACACCUCGAAGUAUUGGAGAAAAGUUGGCGCAGUCAUUGUCUCAGAUGGGUGAAACAUCUGGCUUCUUGAUCCAAGCAUGUGACGGACAUCUGAACUUUUGUUCUAUCUCAGAGCACACUCCAGCGGAUAAGACUGGCCAAGAAAAAUCUCUCUCUAAAGAAUCUCCAAGGAGAAGUGGAAACAAGAGAAGAUGUAUGGUGAGGUGCUGUAAAUGUUGUUCAGGAAAUAGGCAGAAGCUUGAGAUUCUUCUGAAAAGAUCCACUUUUGAGCCCGAAGAAUUUGAGUUGUAUAGGCGAUAUCAGGUGAAAGUGCAUGAGGACAAUCCAGACCAUAUCACAGAGAGUGGGUACAGGAGUUUUUUGGUUGACACACCAUUGGUAUUUGUUCCCUCGACCAGUGAUGGUUCAGUUCCUCCCUGCGGUUUUGGGUCUUUCCAUCAGUCAUAUGUUAUUGAUGGCCGAUUAGUUGCAGUUGGUGUGGUGGAUAUCCUUCCUAAAUGCUUGUCGAGUAAAUAUUUAUUUUGGGACCCUGACUUUGCCUUUUUAUCUUUGGGAAAAUAUUCGGCUUUGCAAGAAAUAUCUUGGGUGAAGGAGAAUCAAGUUCACUGCCCCAGUCUUCAGUAUUAUUACCUUGGCUUUUACACUCAUUCAUGCAGCAAGAUGAGAUAUAAAACAGCGUAUUGGCCAUCUGAGCUUCUAUGUCCCCUUCGUUACCAGUGGGUUCCCUUCAACGUUGCAAAGCCUCUGCUAGAUAGAAGUAAGUAUGUUGUCCUGUCAGAUUAUAAAGAUGAAGAUGAGAAGCCAUUGCUGCCUCCAGUUUCUGAUCAUGUCAGUGAACAUCAGCAUGAGGAAAGUGAGCAUAAGGACUCGAAUGAUCGUUUAGUUGGAGAUGAAGAAAUGUUUGACCUUGGUGAUAAGGAAAUUGGAAAUACUCUGAUAGGAUUAGGGGGGUUUCGCCUGAGAUACAAGGAUCUGCAACGGCCCCUUGGUUUUGUUGAUUGGAAAUACCUGGAAGCCCAAGUGCAGAGGCAUGUGAGAGUGGUCGGUCGAGAGUUGUCUGAGCGAAUGGUCUAUUUACUUGGAGGAGGAGGAGGAUGA
Molecule: messenger RNA, 1603 nt
Organism: Eucalyptus grandis
Lineage: Eukaryota; Viridiplantae; Streptophyta; Magnoliopsida; Myrtales; Myrtaceae
Product: arginyl-tRNA--protein transferase 2-like
Exons: 5
Coding region: 23-1603 (526 amino acids)
Biological process (GO): protein arginylation
Cellular component (GO): cytoplasm
Molecular function (GO): arginyl-tRNA--protein transferase activity
Source: RefSeq, a predicted model, not a curated record